CCAAUUUAUACUCGUGUAUUUAUUCCACCACUUAGACUACAUUCAUCUACACUACGUUAUAUAAGAUUCGACAAAGUAAACUUUAAGGGUUGUGAUCCAUGGUAUAGCAUAGCAGAAUGCCGAAAUAUCGAACUUCUUGAAGUAUUUCAAUGUACGGACUUGGAGGAAGAGAUGGUCGGACCUGUGACAAAAGCAAGAUUUGGAAAUCAUUUUGAAGUUAG
This is a messenger RNA of Racocetra persica, 221 nucleotides long. The record is from the annotation of a GenBank genome assembly. NCBI's taxonomy places the organism in Eukaryota, Fungi, Glomeromycota, Glomeromycetes, Diversisporales, Gigasporaceae.